AUGAUGCAAGCUGCUGUAUUAAACAAGUUCAAAGAACCUCUUGAAAUUAAACAAGUUGAAAUACCUAAACCAGGACCUAAUGAUGUUUUGAUUAAGACUAUUGCUUGUGGUGUAUGUCAUACGGAUUUACAUUUUAUACGUGGAGAUUGGGAAAUAUUUCAACAAUUUCUUCCUCGUAUUCCUGGUCAUGAAGGUAUAGGUGAAGUCAUUGAAAUUGGUUCAAAUGUUGAUGCUUGCAUAAAAAAAGGUGAUAUUCUUGGUAUUCCAUGGAUACAUGAAACAUGUCUUCAAUGUGAAUAUUGUUUAUCGAAUCGAGAAGAAGUUUGCCCAAAAUUAAUUCGAUCAGGCGUUACUGUUGAUGGUUGUUUUGCUGAAUAUGUAUUAAUGAAUGCAAAUUUUGCUAUUAAACCUCCAGAUGGUAUGGAUCCAUACACAUCAGCACCAAUCUAUUGUGCAGGUGUUACAAUGUAUAAAGCUUUAAAAACUUCUAAAGUUCAACCGGGACAAUGGAUAUCAAUUGUGGGUAUCGGUGGUCUUGGAUCGAUUGGUAUUAAAUAUGCUGUUGCAAUGGGAAUGAAGGUAUUGGCUGUAGUAGCACCAGAUGAUAAAGUUGCUGUACAAUUAGCUAAAGAUAUGGGAGCAGAAGAAGUUUACGAUGGCCCAGCAGAAAAACAUGGAGAAUGGAUUCAAAAUAAAGUUGGUGGUGUUGAAGCAUCGAUUGUCACUGUUCCUUUAAUUAUUGCUUUUGAUCAAGCAUUUGUAUCAGUCAAGCGUUGUGGUCGAGUCAUAGGUGUUGGUAUACCUAAAGGUAAUAUGUCUUUUCCAAUUGCUCGAUGGGUUACUAGUGGAAUCGAAUUAAUUGGUUCAACUCUUGGUUCACGACAAGAUUUACAAGAAUCAUUAGAUUUUGCUAAACUUCAUGGAAUUGAAUGUAAAAUAGAGAAACGUAAAUUAAAGGAUAUCAAUCAAAUUUUCGAAGACAUGUCGAAUUAUAAAAUUAAUGGAAGAAUUGUUAUUGAUUUUUUAGAAAAAUAA
This is a messenger RNA of Adineta steineri, 1035 nucleotides long. NCBI's taxonomy places the organism in Eukaryota, Metazoa, Rotifera, Eurotatoria, Adinetida, Adinetidae. The record is from the annotation of a GenBank genome assembly.